Molecule: messenger RNA, 3869 nt
Organism: Drosophila willistoni
Lineage: Eukaryota; Metazoa; Arthropoda; Insecta; Diptera; Drosophilidae
Gene: yin
Product: peptide transporter family 1
Exons: 5
Coding region: 304-2535 (743 amino acids)
Biological process (GO): transmembrane transport; oligopeptide transport
Cellular component (GO): membrane
Molecular function (GO): dipeptide transmembrane transporter activity
Source: RefSeq, a predicted model, not a curated record
AAAACAUUUAUCGUCCGGCAAUUGUGUUGUUCAUACCCCCCCCAAAGGGCCAGUCUCCCUGCCCACCGAAACAAUUUUACCUGUUUUUUGUCUGUUUUUUAACUUUUAUUUUGUUAUUUUUUAUUUCUGUAAUUUCUGUGAUUGUUGUGCGUGCAUUUUCGACAAUUUUUGGGCAUUCCAAAGUGUGCAUACAUAUAUAUUUUAUUUUUUGUCAGUCGUUUUUAUCACAUAUAUGUAUAUGUAGUUACCGUUAUGUGCAUGGCAUUACACUAAUUGUUUUAGUACCAACAUACACAUACAAAAAUGGCAAAAGAUAACGGUAAAACGCAAAAGGAGCUAACUCACAUUGAAAUGGAUGUGGAGAAACGGGAACAGAAACCUAUUCCAUAUCCCAAGUCGGUGGCAUUCAUUAUCAGCAAUGAGUUUUGCGAAAGGUUUAACUAUUAUGGCAUGCGCACAAUUUUGGUCUUGUACCUCACCAAUAAGCUCGGUUACAAUGAGGAAGCUGCCACGGUGCUAUUUCACACGUUUACAAUGCUCGUUUAUAUAUUCCCACUGGUUGGAGCUCUCAUUGCAGACGGUUGGAUGGGCAAAUACAAAACGAUAUUGUAUUUGUCGAUAGUUUACAGUAUUGGAGCCAUGAUUGUAUCCUUUGGAGCAGUACCAUUGGAGGGAAUGCCCAUCAAAUUGGUAACUAUUAUAGGCCUUUUAUUAAUUGCCAUGGGCACUGGAGGUAUCAAACCCUGCGUUUCGGCCUUUGGUGGGGAUCAAUUCCUUUUACCCGAUCAGAGUGCACAAUUGGCCAAGUUUUUCUCACUGUUCUACUUUGCAAUUAACGCCGGAUCGAUGAUCUCCACGACGGUCACGCCCAUAUUACGAGAAGAUGUCCAUUGCUUUGGCGAACACGAUUGCUUUUCGCUGGCCUUUGGAGUACCAGCCGUUUUGAUGUUGGUCUCAGUGCUGAUCUUUAUUGCCGGCAAGAGCCGUUAUCGUUGUAAUCCACCGGCCGGAAACAUGAUUUUCGGUGUAUCGCAGUGCAUUACGGAUGCCUAUAAGGGAUGGCGUAAGCAACGCAAUGUUGAGCCUUUGCCCCAUUUCCUGGAUUAUGCGGAACCAACGGUGGGACCCCAAAUGGUCUACGAAACGAAAUGUUUGGCCAAAAUUCUGGUGUUGUAUCUGCCAUUUCCCAUUUUUUGGGCUCUAUUCGAUCAGCAGGGAUCGAGAUGGACAUUCCAAGCAACUCGCAUGGAUGGAGAUGUCUGGGGCUAUCACAUCAAACCCGAUCAGAUGCAAGUGGUCAAUCCGUUGCUUAUUCUGGCAUUCAUUCCGCUGUUUGACUAUGUCGUUUAUCCUCUCCUGAAACUGAUAGGCAUUAAACGACCUCUACAGAAGCUUACAAUUGGUCUCUUACUAGCGGCAAUGGGUUUUUUCCUCUCUGCCGGACUUGAAAUGAAAAUGGAAGAACCUUCGCCACUGUCAGCCCCCACAGAGCCCAACAUGACCCAUUUGCGACUGUAUAAUGGAAUGCCCUGCCGCUAUGAAUUCACCAUGAAUAUUAAUGGAACUUCUGAACAGCAUUCAAUCGAACCACUUGGCAUGUGGUCAGAUCUUGCCAUACAUUUACCCAAAUCUAAGGAGUACACCUUCAAGGCUGUGUCAUCGCAGGGAGGAGGAAAAUGUUCUUCACCCAUUGAGGGUAAAUUACACUUGCAUCCGGGCAAGUCCAUUGGUUAUUUUUUGAUUGGAAAUCACAUUGAAGAAUUUGCCGAUGGCUUGGCAAAUAUUCAUAGUCCAAAUAGUGCGACAUAUCUCAGGAUUCUCAUUAAUACACCCAAAGAUGAGGGUCCAAUUUUACUUAGGAUUCCUGGUUCUAGUCUUUCGUCCCGAUCACUCGAUAUGCGCAAUUUCUCACAGUUACACAAAGUCAGUCAAGGUUAUGGGGAAGUGGAUAUCAAUGGAAAGAAGGUGGCCAACUUUGAGACCAAAAUAGGAGGACUAUACAGUCUGCUUUUGGAGGGCAAUGCUCAAGCGGGCUAUCAAUUCAAGAUGUUUGAAGUUGUCUCCCCCCGAUCGAUUUCGAUACUAUGGCAACUGCCACAAAUUGUUGUCAUGACUGCGGCGGAGAUUAUGUUCUCGGUAACGGGACUGGAGUUUUCGUUCACCCAGGCCCCGGCUAGCAUGAAGUCGGUGCUGCAAGCCUGUUGGCUUCUAUCGGUGGCCAUUGGUAACAUGAUUGUUGUCGUUAUAGCCGAAAUUAAAUUUGUCGAUUCGCAAUCGGCUGAAUUUGCUUUAUUUGCCACUCUAAUGUUGGUUGAUAUGAUGAUAUUCCUUUUCCUGGCUCGCAACUAUCAGUACGCGAAUCACUCUGAGAGCACUGAGAAUGAAAGCAAUGGACACACACAUAAAGAUGCGUCUAAAGAAGAGCCACAAAUCCAUGACCACACUGUGGUCACACCUCGCAAAUCAGCUGGAGCUGAACCCGUAUACGGAGCAUAUCGUAAUCAUGCCUAUGAUGACGAUCAUUCCGAGGCCUAACUGGCAUUUAAAAUAUGUUUUAUUUGUUUUGUGUAUAUAUUUAUGUGUCCAGAAUGUUAAUUCAACGGAUCGAAUAUGUUUUUAUCGAAUUUAUGUAAUAAGAUUUUAUUUAUACUUUUUGUACAUUUUGUAACUAUUUUUGUUAAUAUAUGUAUAUUUAUUUAUUUUAAAUCAGAAACUGUUCCCAUUUUGAAAUUCAACGUUAAGACAAAUUGUCUCUGAAUGGAGUUGCCCCAGCGCCAGAAAAUUAAAAUUGUUUGUGGCGCCCCACAACUUGGGGCUGUGCAGUCUGGCAACUCUGCAGGCAAACAAAGUUAUCUCUCCUAACGGAAAAACAGUUACUGUGUGUGUUUAUUGAACUGCCCUCGUAUUUAAAAACGGCAUUGCCAGCAGGAAAAAAAGCAAUGUAGUUAGGUAGUUGAAGACAAUUUCUGAGAAAAAUUUUCAAGGGCAUGGCAAGAAAAGGUCUUGAAAAAUAGACUUCCAGGUAGACAGCUGCAUGUCUGAGAAACUGUAAAAUUAAGAACCCUUGGUAAAAAGAAAAAAAAAAACAAACCGGAUUAGGGGAUGCAAAUCUGCAUGCAUCUACCUGGUAAAAGGUCCCAUGGUCAGAGACGCCGAGUACUCGGGACUGAAACCAAGUCUUCCUCGUUGCAACUUCAGCGAGUCGGUUAUCAGUCGAGUAAUAGCAUUUCAACCUAACGGGCACAUCCCGUGUGUGAAGGCAUUGAUAUAAUUUUUCUUUAAGUUUAGCUAUAGUGAAAAUGUGAAUUAGUUUUGAAAAAAAAAAAACAGUGGUAGACCUUAGCAAUUUCCAAAAGUUCUAAACAAAAGAUAAUGUGGAAAAAAAAUCAAAGUUCUGUCAGCUAAUUGCACCUAUUUUUCUGUGGUGUCAUUUGUUGUUGAGAUGACUCACAACUCUUGGCGCUGGAAAAUUUCGGCAUGUAUCUGUUGCUCUAUGAAGGGACUUUAACUUUGCAUUUCGAGGUCGAAGCCUAUGUGCGUGUACAUAUUCUUAUGUAUACACAUAUCUAUAACGCUUUUUAUGGAAAAAUUUUGCCAGCUCUGCCAAAAUGCAUGCAAAUGAAAGACUUUUGUUUGGUGCCACACAGGAAAAUGAAAAAUCCAACACGACACGACACUUGAGAGAUGAAGCGUAAAAACAUACUUCAAAUCGUACAGUGCCAGUGUGUGGUGGCAUCACACGAAAGCGAAAGAGAUGAAAUCGGGCGAGUAAGGCGCUCCUACUCGCACACGAAUCGACGAAGAGCUGGGAAAAUGUUUGCAUUUGAAGCGGAAAGAAGCGAGACGGCUAUAGACCAGAGGAAUGCAAA